GAAGCAUAAAGAGUGACAGAGCUCAGACACCUGCAGACAAACAGCAGGAGCAGCCGCAGCAGCAGCAGCACAUUAAAAACACAGCUGUAAUUGUACAGAUAACAGUCUCUCUACAGAGUUCCAUCCAUCUGCGAUCAGCCAUGUCGACUCACACCGGCAUUCUUCUUUUCAUCACUCUUUGGGCUUCCAUGCAGGAUGGUUUGGGUCUUCCGGUGGUGGAAGAGCAGAAAGUGGAUUCUGGCAAUGAUGUCCCAACACAAAGAAUAAGAACCAAGCGCUGUGCCUGUAGCAGCCUGCUGGACUCUGAGUGUCACUACUUCUGCCACCUGGAUAUCAUCUGGAUCAAUACGCCCAGUAAGACAACAAUUUAUGGUCUAGGCAGCAUUCUGUCGCGACGCAGAAGGUCCACUGGUCGCUGCACCUGUGCCAAAGCUGACGAUCAAUCCUGUACCAACUUCUGCCAGCACAGCCCUGACAUCAAAUCUGAGAAGAGACAUCAACUCAACAUCCUCAGCAUCCUCAGAGCUUUGGCCAGGAGGCCCAAGACAGUUCAGGAUGCAGAUGGUCCACACAGAGACACAUUUUCUGAGUCUCUGACGGAGAUCACUCGCUAAACAAUGCAAGUGUUGAAGCAGCGAGAGUGAGAGAGAGAGCGAGAGAGAGAGCAGCGAGCACCUGAACAAAUGACACUCCUUUGACAGAGAGGAGGGAGAGAAAGGUCUGCUGAAAGACGUGUCCGAUGCAGGAAGGCCGAAGCGCCACAAAGAUGUCUGUUUGUACCUGGGUGGAAAACACAACAGGCGCAUCAUGGAGACCAGAUGGUGGCUCAACACUGAGAGGAGCGGUUACUGUAUCAGGACAUGAGAAAGCUGCGCCUGUGGUCAUGUUUGCCUCAAGACUGUCAGGUCGGUAAGAGGUGUACAGACAGGCCAGGCCAGCACUGACACGGAGGGAUGUAACAGAAAGAGAGGGACUUGCAUACUAUUCGUAAAUGUACAGGGAUUUCUCAUAUACUGUACAUGACAUUAUUUUACUCAUUCUUUAAAAAUGCAUUUGUUUCUUUGUUUUAUGGAUCUGCAGAUUUACUAUUUUACAAUUAGAAAAAUUAGAAAAUCACUUUUGUCAUGAGACUUUGUGAAUACUUAGUGAAGGAGUUUUGUAGACUUGUGGAUUGUGUUCAAUUAUGUUAGACAUCUGAUUAUGACUGGCAAAUAUGAAUUACAACACCUCUGUAUCAAGAAUUUUACAUGUGCAAAAAUGCAUCAAUUAAAUCUGAA
Messenger RNA from Seriola aureovittata, 1277 nucleotides. RefSeq names its product endothelin-2. The record is from RefSeq and is a predicted model, not a curated record. Lineage: Eukaryota; Metazoa; Chordata; Actinopteri; Carangiformes; Carangidae. The transcript is spliced from 5 exons. Gene Ontology annotation, molecular function: endothelin B receptor binding; hormone activity. Gene Ontology annotation, cellular component: extracellular region. The coding region runs from base 141 to 614 and encodes 157 amino acids. Gene Ontology annotation, biological process: intracellular calcium ion homeostasis; regulation of systemic arterial blood pressure by endothelin; regulation of vasoconstriction.